UGACGAUUCCUCAAAAUGUGUUCAGGAAACCGACAUUGCAGGUAUCGCUGGACUACACCGCAUCACCUUGUCCCUGUUAUGUGGUCGGGACGCGCAUGAGCAGUCCUGGAUCAAGAAUUCUGCUUGUGCCUUUGUACCUUGAUACACUAGCUCUGCAGGUCGUCUGUUUCAGUGUCGUUGUCGUAGAUCGUGAAUAUCGCCACUUUUACUUAAAUAAAAGCACCAUACUGACGUUCGCGGAGGAACCGGAUUAUGCCAUUCCAUCCAAGGCAAAGCGACGUCUUUGUCAAGUACUUAUCCAUUCCUCUGCGACCGCGGUAUUUUACGAGAUAUGUUCGUGCGUUGGUAGACCUCACAGAAAUCCCUUGGUUCCUCGAAUGAUGGUAGACGAUCAUUACGCGAAUCAUUUGAAGAUGCAGUUCCUAUAAUUAGCAACAACCUCAUUUGCAGGAUACGAACCCGCAUGAAACGUCUCCCCAUGUAUUCCUCUUCGUGACUUCACAAUCACUGAUACCUCUCUGUUCAACAAAACGUUACAAGAUAACCUGUUGCGAAAUAUAUUGCCAUUUCUUCUAUCUGUGUGCAA
Desarmillaria tabescens is the source of this 586-nucleotide messenger RNA. RefSeq lists its product as uncharacterized. The record is from RefSeq and is a predicted model, not a curated record. Lineage: Eukaryota; Fungi; Basidiomycota; Agaricomycetes; Agaricales; Physalacriaceae. The coding region runs from base 96 to 428 and encodes 110 amino acids. The transcript has 3 exons.